AUGGAGCUUCAGCCACUAAAUAAGAAUAUUUCUGAAUCUAAGGCAGCCUAUUAUCCUUUGCGAGACAAAAAAAGAUCAUGAUUUUCAAGUCUUCUAUUUUUAUGAAUCCAUCCUUUGUUAAGAAUCGCUCAUUCUACAAAACUAGAACAAGAGCAUACUUUUGAACUGCCUGAGCCUGAAAAAGCAGAAAGCGAGACACUUUCUGAAUAUUUAAAGAAUCACAAAUUAUUUUCAGCUCUUCUCAGGUCUCAUUGGAAAAAAUUGCUGCUGGUGAUUAUUUUAGGGAAUAUUUCAGCAAUGCUAGAUUAUGCGGCGCCAAUAUAUAUACAGUUGCUUAUUUCUUAUUUAAGCUCUGAUGAUAAGCCAUUGUCGACAGGAAUCAUUUUGGCAGGAAGCUAUUCAAUUAUUACUUUAUCUCAACAAAUUAUAAAUGGGCAAACUGCUUGACACUCGAGAAUCCUAGAAAUUCGGGUCAAAAAUUCACUAGCUAGUGUAAUUUAUAAUAAAGUUACAAUUACAGCUACAGUAGAAGAAGGGCAAGGAGUUAACCUUUUGCAAGUUGAUGCUAAAAAUAUAGUAGAACUUUUUGCGUAUAGCGGCUGGGUUGUAGCUAUGCCUUUUCAAAUAGGAUUUGCUAUAUUUUUAAUCCUAAAUCAAGUGUCUACUGCUGUUUUUGCUGGAAUAGGAGCAAUUGUAUUGGCCUUAUCUUUGAAUUAUUUUAUUGCAAUAAAAUGUAAAAAUUUUCAAGAAAAAUACAUGAAAAUUCGAGAUGAGAGAAUUGAAAAUUCUAAAAAUUUAUUUGGAGAAAUAAAAAUGAUAAAAGCUUAUUCAUGGGAAGAAUAUUUUAAAAAUAGGGUAAAUAUUGUCAGGAAAAAUGAAAUUUCCACACUUAGAAUUUUGAAUUUCUUUUACGCUACAAAUAUUUUUUUACUGUGGACAAUCCCAAGUCUAACUGCUGUUAUUGUUUUUGUAUUCUAUACUCAAGUAUUAGGAGAGCAUUUAAAUAGCGAAAAAACUUUUGUGACAUUGACAGCUUUAUUACUACUUCAAGAGCCUUUUAGGUCUUUACCCCAAGCUGUAACCAAAGUUUUUCAAUGCUACGUAAGCUCCAAAAGAAUCCAAAAAUUGCUUGAUGCACCUGUUGUAGAGAAACUGAAGAAAAACGACGUUAUUGUGAUGGAAAAAGCCACUUUCGCUUAUGGAGACAAAGAGAUUCUGCAUGAUAUUGACUUAACUAUAAACAAAGGGGAGUUAUUAGCAAUUAUAGGAGAAGUUGGGAGUGGGAAAUCGUCUAUACUUAAUGCAAUUAUGGGUGAAAUUAAAAUAAAAUCAGGAAAAAUCGCUGUUGAUGACAAUAUUGCAUAUGCACCGUCAUUGGAUUCAUGAGUUAUGAAUGGCACGUUAAAGAACAAUAUCUUGUUCGGAAAAGAGUUUGACGAAAGCAAGUAUUGGAAGGUAAUCGAAGCCUGCUGCUUAAUGCAAGAUAUCAAUAUCCUUCCAGCCCGUGAUUUUACAGAAAUCGGAGAAAAAGGCAUUAAUCUUUCUGGAGGACAAAAGGCUCGAGUAUGCUUAGCAAGAGCUGUCUAUGCUGAUAGGGAUAUUUAUUUACUAGAUGAUCCUUUGAGUUCUGUAGACUCGCAUGUAGCUCAUCAUAUAUUUAAACAUUGCAUGCUAGGAUUGCUUGCAAAUAAAACAAGGAUUUUAGUGACCCAUCGAAUGAAUAUUUUGCACAAAUGUGAUAGGGUGAUAAUCAUGGAGGCAGGAAAAAUUAAAAAAAUUACGAGCUCAGAAAGUAUUUCAAUUGAUACAGAAAUUAUUGAAGAAAGCACAAAAACAGUUGAAGCUCCUACUGGAGAAGGGAAACUCAUUGAAGAUGAAGACAGAGAGGUAGGGAAGGUUAGCAUGGAGGUCUAUAAGGACUAUUUAAAAUGUGCAGGGGCCUAUUAUUGAAUUUGUAUAGCUAUAGUUGCCAUGAUUAUUUAUACCGGCGUAAGAAUGGCUGGAGACAUUUUUCUAAAAAACUGAAGCGAAAACCAAGACGAAACUUCAACUUGGAUGCCGCUCUAUUUCAGUUUCCGACUAGGCAGCUGUCUUUUUGUGUACAUGCGUACCACAAGUUUAAAUGUAAUGAUGCAAAUCAAUACCGGCAAAAAAAUCCACGAAAAUCUGCUAAACUCCCUUAUAAAAGCUCCAAUUAAUUUAUUUUAUGAUAUUACCCCAUUAGGAAGAAUUCUAAACCGGCUUAGUAAAGAUCUAGGCAUAAUUGAAGAAGAUUUAGGCUUUACUAUCGGGACACUUUUAUCCCAUACCUGCUCGAUUUCUGCUUCAUUUAUAAUGGUUUUUAUUUAUUUUCCAUGACUUGCAGUGCUUUUACCAUUUUCUAUAUACCCAGCUUUAAAACUCAAAGAAUAUUAUAUAACUACAUCAAGGGAGCUUACUAGAUUAGAAGCAAUUUCUCGAUCUCCGAUUUUAAAUAACUACACUGAGACUAUUUCAGGUGCAAAAUUUAUAAGAGUUCACAAUAAAAUCCCUUAUUUUAUUAAUAAAAAUAAUGGGAUUUUAAACAUGAACGCCAGAAUGAACUAUUCUUUGGGAGGCUGCAGUGCAUGGCUUGAUUUAUAUUUAGGUUUCCUCAGCUCAGCUUUUCUAUGUGUUUUAUUUGCCCUUGUAGUGGUUUAUAGAUAUGAUGUUUCAGUUGGUGUUGUAGGGCUUUCCCUGGCUUAUAUUGUAUCGCUCCCUAGAGAUGUUAGCCUAUGGGUACUGACGUUUGCUAUAUUAGAAAAUCAGAUGGUCUCUGUUGAAAGGACAAGGCAUUUUAUGAAACUUGACCCUGAGCAGCCAUUAAAACUUGACACUGACAAAAAUUUGCAAAAUUGGCCAAUUUCUCCAUCAAUAAAGUUUAGAGAUGCAAAAAUGAGAUAUAGACCAAAUACUGAUCUUGUAUUAAAAGGAGUCAGUUUUAUAGUUGAGCCUGGACAAAGGAUAGGGCUAGUAGGAAGGACAGGCUGUGGGAAAUCUUCAUUGUUUUUGUGCUUGUUGAGAAUAGUCGAGCUAGAGUCUGGAGCUAUCUUGAUCGAUGAAGUAAAUAUAGCUCAUAUAGGGCUUUCUGCUUUGAGAGGAGCAAUUACCUUGAUAGCUCAAGAUCCAUUGGUUUUUGAAGGGACACUUAAAGAUAACUUGGAUCCGGGGAAUUUAAAAUCUCAAGCUCAAAUAGAAAAAGCUCUAAAUGAAGUAAAACUAUCGAGAUUUUCUACUGACCAUGCAGUUAAAGCAAAAGGGUCAAAUUUAUCAAUUGGGGAAAGACAGUUAUUAAGCCUUGGUAGAGCUAUGCUUGCUGAUACAAAAAUUAUUUUAUUUGAUGAAGCAACUGCUGGAAUUGAUCCUGAAACAGAUUCCCAGAUACAAGAAUUGAUAAAGGAUAAAUUUCCUGGAAAAACACUUUUGGCGAUUGCUCAUAGGAUUGGAACGAUUAUGGAUAGCGACAUUGUGGUAGUAAUGGAUAGAGGAGAAGUAAAAGAAAUAGGAAAUCCUAAAUUACCCCCCUCCGUGAGCGAACAAAAAAAUUUGAUAUAUAAGUGAUCAUUAGUAUAAUGAAUCUCUAGCUAAUUCUGCUUAAUUUUAAACAAGUUGCAUUUUAAAACAUAAAUUUUACGAAUUUCGAAAAAAAAAAUAUACUAUAAAGUUUUUAUAUAUAUAAAUUUUUUAAAAACAAAAUUAACCCGUCCGUGAGUGAGCAAAAUAUUUUUGUUCGCUCACGGAGGGGAGUAAAGAACUUGUAGAAAGUGAUUCUCUGUUUAAAAAUUUAGCUCAGAAUAUUCAUUAG
Messenger RNA from Blepharisma stoltei, 3823 nucleotides. NCBI's taxonomy places the organism in Eukaryota, Ciliophora, Heterotrichea, Heterotrichida, Blepharismidae. The record is from the annotation of a GenBank genome assembly.